AUGAUGGCUAAUAAAAAUGAUGAGCAUCAUCUGUUGACACAAAAAUUAAUAAAUAUGAAACCAACAGCAGAUGUACACAAUAUUUUACCAUCAGUUCCGAUGAAUUCAAGUAGAGAUUCUAAACGUCAUCGAGCAAUAUCUCAACCAGACGGAUCUACACUAUACACGGUUAGUAGUACUGAUACAUUAGAAAAGGUAGCACUUCAUUUUAAUUCAACACCAUCGGCAUUAGUUAAACUCAAUAAACUAAAUACACGUACUCUUUAUCCUGGACAAAUAUUAUUUGUACCUGAUGAAAAUUCAUCAAAGAAUUCAAAUGAACAACAAUCAACAACUGUUAUUCCUCCUGUUCCUACGGAUACAAACUUAUCUUCACCAUUAACAAAAACUAAAGAUAGCGAUGCAUUUAUUCUUAAAGAUAAUCGUUCAUCAAGUGUAUCGUCUUCUUCGCCACCUCAUCAUUCAUUACAAAAAGAUUUGGGUCCUAUGGUUUGGUCAAUGACUCGAAAUAUAACAGCACGACCAGGUCAUGCUGAACGAUUAAAAAGUGAUUCAACUAAUGAAGAUGAACCAUUAUUAAAAACAAAUGAAGAUCAUUUAAAAACCUCGAACGAAGAUAAUAGUAAACAAAUGAAAACAUUACAAAAGUCUGUGUCAAUAGAUAAAAGUCAUCGGGUAGAUAAUGAAUGCUUACAACGUUUUAUUAAAGUUAAUGUACGAUUAAUGACUGAAGAUCAUGAAAGUGUCGCCGGUACUUUACUUGUCACACCUAAUGCAGUUAUGUUUGAUCCCGAUGUACUCGAUCCAUUGGUUAAAGAACAUGGUAUUGAGAAAUACGGAUUGAUAAUACGAAUGGAUUAUCUUGCUGGUAUUAGUUUAUAUGAAGAUUUAGCAAUAUAUGAACAUGAAGCAACAUUCCAUGAUGAAGAAAAACGAAAAAUGUAUCAUUCAACAAGUUUAAAAAGUUUUCAACAUUCUCUAAAACAUCCAACAAUUAAUAAAGAUGAAGAGGAUAUUCAUGAUUUAAUGUCAUGUUUAUUAGAUAAAAUUGAUAAAGAAUUAAAUCCUUCAUCCAUAUCAAAUGAAACAUAUAUGUUAUUUAAUGCAGCAUCAACUAUUAAACGACAAAUGUCAUUGAAUUCACCAGAUAAUAAUUAUAAUGAUGAAACAUUUCUUCCAACACCAACAGAGGAUAAUUUUUUAGAUGAUUCAUUACAAUUAUCAAAUGAUUUACUUCAACCACUUGAUGAUUAUAAACAUUCAAUUGGAAUUUUACUUGAUGAUGAUGAUGAUGAUAAUGAUAAAAAUAUAAAUAUAAAUCUUCAUCGAAUACCAUCACAAGGAUGUGUUUUGAAAAAUUAUGUACCACUUGAUCAAUUUACUAAACGUUUUGGUGAAAUCGACGAAUUAUUACGUAAACAACAAGAGAAUUAUUUUGCUCCACACCAUAUUGAAAUACCUUAUUAUUUAUGUAUAAAAACAAGUAUUCAUGCACAUGAUAUACCAUCAUUACGUGCAAAACAAUAUAAAAAGAAUAGUGAAAAAUUUAAUGAUAAUGUUUAUGGAAGAAAACAACUUAAACAAGAAUAUUGGUUUUCUGUACCUAAAGAGAAAACUGGUCCUUUACAUUCAUUUUUUCUUCGCUGGACGCCUGAACGUGCAUUAGAUCCAUUAAUUGAUGAUGAUAAACAACCGUUAGAUAUUCAUCAAAUAAACUCGAAUAAUCAAUCUUCAAGUAAAGGUUUUGUUUUAUUAACUGAUGAUAAUCCUCAAUUGACUACUGAUUAUUCAACAUGUCAAAAUGUAAGAAACCAAACAAAAACCAAUGAACACCAAAAACGACCUCAUUAUCUAUCACGACAAAAUACAUUGCUCAAAGAUUGGGAGGUAAGAAUAGCAAUAUUCUUAAAUAAUUAA
This is a messenger RNA of Rotaria sp. Silwood1, 1917 nucleotides long. NCBI's taxonomy places the organism in Eukaryota, Metazoa, Rotifera, Eurotatoria, Philodinida, Philodinidae. The record is from the annotation of a GenBank genome assembly.